This is a messenger RNA of Mesorhabditis spiculigera, 828 nucleotides long. The record is from the annotation of a GenBank genome assembly. Lineage: Eukaryota; Metazoa; Nematoda; Chromadorea; Rhabditida; Rhabditidae.
AUGUGGCUACUGUUAGGUGGACUAUCCAUCUUUUUGCUUCCACGGACGACGGAUGCGUGCCUUUCUGCGGGUGUCUGCGGAUCAUCGUGUGCGCCAGCCCCAGCAGCAACAUGCGCGCCAUCGUCCUGCCAGCCGGGAUAUUCUUGUGGCCCGUAUGGAUGUGCUAGGAAUCGAGCGCGUUCCGCGCUGACGAAAAAAUUCGAAGGUAUCUUCCUGGACAACUCCAAGGAAGAAUCUCCUAGUCUUGCCCAUUUGCCGGCAAGGCACGAGGAGCCAUCGGAAGAAACCUCUGAGGCAAAAGUCGUUAAUAGGAAUGUCUUCGGUAUGAAGAGAAACAACAAGCUAAAGGACGAUGAAGAGCUGGAAAUCGCUACCGUGCGAACGACCGCUGCCCCAGCAGCGCCCUCGCAAAAGUUUGACAACCAGACGAUUGACCUCUUGGUGAACCCGAACUACUUGUUCCGGCAAUGCUGCGAACAGCGUCAUCUCCCGGACGCGUGUAUAACCAAGUGCAACUACAAUUCGUACACGAAGGAUGUGCUGCAAUCCAUGUACUUCAAGACUGAUGGCUGUCCACUUGAAGCAGCCGCCGACAUGCAUUUUUGUGCUGCGCAGGGCCGUGACCAUCGCGAAUGCUGCACCCGAAACGGAGUCACAACGACGCUGGCUGGCGAAAAAUGUUUGACCUUCUGCGAUCAAACACCAGAUAAAAUCACUCGCCUUGACUACUCCUACGUCCCGUGCUACGACCGUUUUGAAAAUAUGAAGCGCUGCUUCUUCAACGAGAUCAAAGUCCAUGCCGAAAAGCAGUUCGGCCGUUAUCGCCUG